CAUAAAGAAUCCUUAUUAUAGAAACCAAUUAGAGGCAUCUUACUUGAAUUUCUAUGAUAUAGGAAUCACCACCAUUUUGCAGGAUCUAUAGACUUAGAAUUGUGAUAAGUGUUGACUGUAUAGGUUUGGUGUAUUGUGGCUUUAACAGUACCUAAAAAAGUAUAAAUCUAAUCACCUCAAAUCCCGUAUCAUUCAAAACCCGUAUUUUUUGCACUUUUAAGAUGGAAUAUCUAAAAAACCUGUAAUUUUCUGAGACUCGAGUGCAGCGCAUCCAAAAAAUUCGGAAAGAUACAUAUAUUCCGGCUCUUGGUUCGACGUUUUUUUCAAAUUUGGUCGUCCAACGUAAUAUAAAGUGUUCCAUUAUAAGACAACUGAAGAGUAGAAUCAUCAAUUUUUCGAUAUUCAACAUCAAUAUUAAAUUUAUAAAAAAGUUUCAGUUAUUGAAAAACUAAAGACGUUUGAUAUAAAUAAAAGUAAACAAUAAAACCCCUCCCUAUUUUACAAAUUUGUACUCUUUUUGAUUUAAAUAAAAUGAAAUAAAUAAAAGUAAACAAGCCACACAAACUAUGCUGCACUAAUUUCAAUCAAUAAUAGUGGUGCGGUAAGAUGCAGCGGCCGCAGGUUGUCUAAACAAAAGCGGUCCCAUCAAGAUCCCAGAUAUCAUAAUGCAUUCAUCGCCCGCGAUCAGCGGUGCCCGACCGUUGCACUAUGGGGUUUUUGACCACUUUUUGUGGCAUUUAGUCAUUUUUUAAAAGUUCUUUAAUUUAGAAAAAAAUAGUGGGAUUGUAUUAACAAAACAUCGAACUAUUAUGCCUCAUACUCAAAAUGUUAAUACUUAACAGCAUAUGUUAGCAACAGAGCUGUAAAGUCAGCUGUUGCAUCCGAAAGCACGUCUGCUAAGUUUGUAAUUUUUACGAAGUGAUCUUUGAAAUUAAACUAUUCGUGUAAGACACAAUUUGCAAAGGAAAAAACUAAUGGACACUGAUUUCACAGGUUUUAACUACAUGUUACAGUGCGUUGGUGACGACGGCGAGCGCUUUGAUUGGAACGCCCCUUGAUGCGCCACGCAUAUCAAUUAAUUACCCGCGACAGAGUGCUGCGACGACUGUUACAUUUGGCUGGACCGCGGUGGACACCGAUUCAUGCGGAAUUGGGCAACCCAUCAGUCAGGGGAUAUUACAACAGAAUACCUGCGGACCGAUUGCAAAUCGCCGCUGGGCAGCCGGACGCGCUGCAGUUGUUGGCCGAAUUUAUUCAAAUCAGUUUGAUUCCGCGUGGGGAAGCGUAUAGGUGUCGUCUCUGCUCCGAUCCUCGUCCACUUGCAAUGCGCAAAUACGUCUUAAUUGCUGCACUGGCCGUAAUGUGCUCCACGGACCGCUUCGUGCUGGCCACGCUCCACGACCUGCCCGGGGUCUUUGACUUUGACUUCUCCAAUGUGGACCUGGUCAACUUCCAGUACUUCAAGAACCUGCCUUCCCAGGAUCCGCGCACUGCUGCCACCGCCAACCCGUUUCUAGAGCACUUUCAAAAGAAGAAGGCGGUGCUGGACUACCUGGACCGCUUGUUCUUCGGCAACUCGCCGUUCCAGCAGCCCAGUGAGAUUCCCUUCGAUCCGCACUUUGGUCGUGCCUGGCGUCCGGUCUACGAGCGGAAGUUUGGUCAUCGUGGUGAGCGCCUCAUCGCAGCCCUGGGCUCUGGAUACUCCAUCCGCCAGCUGCGGCAUUUUGGAGCCAUUCCGCAGGAGUUUGGCACGGCUCACUAUCCCAGCUGAGGGGGAUUGAUGA
Messenger RNA from Drosophila kikkawai, 1784 nucleotides. RefSeq lists its product as uncharacterized. NCBI's taxonomy places the organism in Eukaryota, Metazoa, Arthropoda, Insecta, Diptera, Drosophilidae. The record is from RefSeq and is a predicted model, not a curated record.